Arabis nemorensis is the source of this 1167-nucleotide messenger RNA. The record is from the annotation of a GenBank genome assembly. Lineage: Eukaryota; Viridiplantae; Streptophyta; Magnoliopsida; Brassicales; Brassicaceae.
AUGGGCUCGACGUUCAGAGAUCGUACGUCGGAGUUUUAUUCUCUAUCUCAAACGUUGAAGAAGAUCGGAGCGAUCCCGUCCGUUAAUCAAAACGAAGAUGAUCCGGCAACUUCCAAACGGUCGCCGCCGGUAACUUCAAGAUCCGAAUUCAACACGAAAGCUUCCUGGAUCGGGUUACGUAUCCACGAGACGUCUCAGAAGAUCGCGAGACUCGCUAAAUUAACGUUUCUGAAUCAGAUCUUCCUUGAAGCAAGAAAUGAUGCUCAGAAAAUGGAAUAUGUUACUUGCUGGGGAAGUCAUUUGUGUUUGAAUCUUGAAAUGAUUCUAGUUUUUGUUAACCUGAAUCUUGAUUAUGAAUUUGCAGUGGCAAAACAAUCGUCGAUAUUCAAUGACCGGACUGUGGAAAUACAGGAGUUAACCGUGUUGAUCAGGAACGAUAUCACGGGGCUGAAUAUGGCUCUCUCGGAUCUGCAAACCCUUCAGAACAUGGAGAUGGCUGAUGGGAACUAUUCACAGGACAAAGUUGGUCACUACACUGCUGUUUGUGAUGACUUGAAAACCAGACUUAUGGGAGCUACAAAGCAACUUCAAGAUGUUCUAACUACGAGAUCAGAGAACAUGAAGGCUCAUGAAAACCGGAAACAACUCUUUUCCACGAAAAACGCAGCAGUAGAUAGUCCGCCUCAGAAUAGUGCGAAAUCCUUACCCGAGCCUCCUCCUUGGUCAAGUACAUCAAAUCCUACCGGGAAUUUACAACAACCACUAUUGCCGCCAAUUAAUAGUGGAGCUCCUUCAGGCAACCAACUUAGACGAAGAUCCGCAAUUGAGAAUGCUCCUUCGCAGCAAAUGGAGAUGUCUAUGUUACAGCAGACGGUACCAAGGCAGGAGAAUUAUAGUCAAAACCGAGCUGUUGCGCUUCACAGUGUUGAAUCAACAAUAACAGAGCUCAGUGGAAUAUUCACGCAUCUAGCUACAAUGGUCACACAACAGGGAGAGCUAGCUAUCAGAAUCGAUGACAAUAUGGAUGAAUCGUUAGUUAAUGUAGAGGGAGCACGCAGCGCUCUUCUCCGACAUCUCACACGAAUUUCUUCAAAUAGAUGGCUCAUGAUCAAGAUCUUCGGGAUUAUCAUCUUGUUCCUGAUUGUUUUCCUCUUCUUUGUGGCUUGA